AUGACAGACAGCGCCGAGCAAAUCAACGAUACCAUCCCUCUGAAGGGCUCACAGAGGACUCAGUUUGAGUUCCCCGAGACCUUCGAUCAUUCGAACAUACCUCUUGAGAAAGAUGAAGUUCCUGUUGUCAUCAUUGGCUCCAGUAUGGUUGGCAUGUUCAUGGGACUACUUCUUGGGUUCCACGGGUACGUAGACCAAUCUAGCCACAGCAAGCAGUUAUCUGAUUUAGAAGCAGAGNUUCGCUCAGUCUCCUUUGAUCGUCACCCAUCGACAGCAAUUCAUCCCAGAGCAGCGUUGUUCCUCCUUCGUACCGUGGAAGUACUCCGCCAACUCGGCCUCGAAGAGCUCUUUAUUAAAGAGAGCCAGUCGAAUUUCGAUCUCGAUGCUGGCAUGCUUGUUGUAGAGAAACUCUACAAAGGCAAGACGCUUGCAGCUUUCCAGGAGAGCGAUCCUGCGGAAGUUGCCAAAGUUACUCCGAGCGUUCGUUUAUGGCUCACACAGAACAUGUUCGAACCUCUUCUCCGUCAGCGUGCACUUGACUAUGGUGCCGAGCAACGAUUCAACCAAACGAUCGUGCACUAUGAGGAAACCACUGAAGGAGUACUUGUAGUUGUCAAAGACGAGACCGGCACAUUGAGAAAGUACAAGACUCAGUAUCUCAUAAGCUCGGACGGAAACAGAAGUGCGACACGAAAGAAGGAAGGCAUUGAAUGGCACGGCCCUGGACAACUUAGCAACGCAAUUUCGAUCAACUUCCGAGCCAACUUAGUACCAUAUCUCGGCACUAGAGCAGUCCAUGGCACAACAUACAUUGGCAACAAAGACGUCUCUGGUGGAUUCCGACUUGAUGUGGGUGGUAAAGGAGGCUUCCUCAUCGUCACACGUGCAGCAGGGCGUACAGAUUUCGAACCGGAUUCUGUAUCAGACCAGGAGGCUCGGAAGUUCUUUGAGCAAUGCUCUGGCAUUUCAGCUGACGAGUGCGAUCUCAAAGUCCAAUCUGUCUCAUACUGGUCCGUCGCUGCUUACAACGCGGAGACGUUCAGAGGCAGAAAGGAGAACAGCCGAGUAUUCAUCACGGGUGAUGCAGCUCACGUUAUGCCCCCAACAGGAGGUAUGGGAGGCAACACUGGAGUUGCUGAUGCCUACAAUCUUGCAUGGAAACUCGGCUUCGUCAUCAAUAGCAAAGCGUCUCCUAGUCUCCUGAAUACUUACGACCUAGAGCGCCAACCCGGCGCCGAAUUUUCCAUGCAGCAAGCCUUUGCACGGCUUGUCACAAGAGUCAUGCAUGGCAAGACCCCUGAGGGCAUGAAUUCCGUACCGGAGAUUCCCGAUAUCAUUUGCGAACUAGGAUAUCGAUACACUACAGGCGCAAUCUGCAAAGAAGACAAUGCAGACUCUGAUAAGAAUUACGAGGAUCCCUUCAAGCCUUACGUGCUCCCUGGAGGAAGAUUGCCGCACGUUGCUCUUACUUCGUCUGGAAAGUCUCUUUCGAGUUUGGAUCUCAUUAAGCAAAACUUUGUUCUCUUUACUGUUCAGAAGGAUUCACCGUGGCUGGAAGCGGCACAGAAGCAGAAAGUUCCAGUGGAUUAUUAUGUCAUUGGCUCGACAGAGACACAUCAGGAUCGUGAUGGUGCAGCACAAGUUACGUGGAAACUGGAACAAGGCGAGGCAUUGCUGGUGAGACCAGAUGGAAUCAUCGCUUGGAGAUCAGGUGGCCAGACGAGCGCGCAUGCUGAUGCGCUCAAGACAGCGCUAGAUGCUAUUUUACAGUAG
Molecule: messenger RNA, 1773 nt
Organism: Aureobasidium uvarum
Lineage: Eukaryota; Fungi; Ascomycota; Dothideomycetes; Dothideales; Saccotheciaceae
Source: the annotation of a GenBank genome assembly